AUGGCGACGACCGGCGCCGUCGCCGCGACGCCCGCGGCGAAGAUGACCGAGCGCCAGCAGCUCGCUAUCGCGCUCAGGGAGUCCAUGUCCGCGGCCGCGACGCCGCCGCUCGCCGAAGCGCGCGCGGAGGAGCCGAAGCGACGGAAGCUCACCAGGGUCCAGAAGGAGCUCGCGUCGCUCGCGCCGUGGGCGUGGGAUCCGCUCGUGUCGCGGCACGCCCCGGGGGCGAGCAUGAUGCGCGACUUCACCGAGGUGGUCGCGGACAAGACGGUGACGACGAACACGACGUCGUACACGUUCAAAGGGACGACGGUCAGCGGCGGCGUCGAGCUCCCGGGGUCGCCGGUCGCGCCCGCGACGGCGGCGAAGGCGACGCCGCGGGGGUUCAAUAAUUUCGACGCCAAGGGCGGCGCCGGCGCCGGCGCGCGUCCUCGGACGGCGACGCCGCCGACGGCCGCGGGCGCGUCGACGCCACCGUCUGCCGUCGCAGUCGGAGCGGCGAAGUACCCUAGGGUACUGAGCAACAGUGGCGGCGUCUUAAAGACGCCGGCGCUCGCUUCCUCUCUGCAGCGGGAGAAGAAGAAGCGGGAGAAGAAGAAGAAGCACAGACUCUCCGUGGGGAGCGGCGGCGGCUCGCCGGGCGGCUCGCCGGGCGGCUCCGUCGACGGCGACGGCGACGGCGACGCGAGGAACCUCGUCGCGGAGCUCGAGCGCGCGGUCUCCCCGGUCUCCCCGACCGCGAGCGAGGAGGGCGAGCACGCGCGCGCGUCUGUGCGCGUCGCGCGGCGCGAAAAGGCGGAGAGGGAGGAACGCGAGACGGCGACGGCGCGGCGCGAAUCGGAGGAGAGGGAAAAGGCGCGCGCGAAGCGGGAGAAAGCCGCGGAGAAGGCGAAGGAGAAGGAGAAGGCGGCCGCGGAGAAGGCGGCGGCAUCCGCGGCGACCAAGGAGAAGAUCGCGAAGGAGAAGGCGAGGCGCACGAGCGGCGGCGUCGUCAAGGACAGAGAGCCCUCCGCCGCCGGCGGAGACGACAAGGAAAACGUCAAGCCGCUCCCCGCCGGGAAGGACGCGAACGUCUCUAGGCCUCCGCGCGGCGCCGCGACGACGGCGCCGCGCUCGCACCACCGCCGCCCGCGCGCGCCGCCCGCGCCCGCCGCCGCCGCCGUCGCGGAUCGCCGCGGGUCGAACUCGAGAGCGGCGGCGCUUCUCGCCGUCGCCGCCGCGGAGGCGGCGUUCGACGCGGAGAAGUCGAGCGGCGCGCGACGAACGACGGCGUCGCAGCACCUCCUCGCGAUGUACUACAAGCUCUCCGGACGGGAGGGCGGAGAGGCGGACGAGGCGGACGACGACGAGGACGACGACGACGACUCGGAAGACGACGCGCUCGCCGCGGCGCCGGCGCCGGGACCGACCCGCGACGUUAUGCCACGUCAGUUCCACGUCAGCGCAUCGUCAGCCGCGCCGUCGUUCUUCGACGCGACGAGCUGCGGCCCGUUUCGAGGCGCGGAGAUGACGAAACCCGAGGACUUCGCGCGGUACCACGCGCAGCCGCAGCGGGUCGUGUCGCUGACGAACACCCUCGCGCGGGCGUGCGCGUACGUGAACGAGGUGGACGCGAGAGUGGAAGUGGGAGGGGGAGAACACAUUUAG
Molecule: messenger RNA, 1647 nt
Organism: Micromonas pusilla CCMP1545
Lineage: Eukaryota; Viridiplantae; Chlorophyta; Mamiellophyceae; Mamiellales; Mamiellaceae
Exons: 3
Coding region: 1-1647 (548 amino acids)
Source: RefSeq, a predicted model, not a curated record